Messenger RNA from Perkinsus marinus ATCC 50983, 264 nucleotides. RefSeq lists its product as hypothetical. The transcript has 3 exons. NCBI's taxonomy places the organism in Eukaryota, Perkinsozoa, Perkinsida, Perkinsidae. Bases 1 to 264 code for a protein of 87 amino acids. The record is from RefSeq and is a predicted model, not a curated record.
AUGUCCUGCAAGUCGGGUUGCGCUAGCUUCUGCUCCAUCCUUUCCGCUGUUGCCGUACCAGUCCUCGUCUACUUCGCCCUUCUGUGCGGUUCGGGUUCUCGCUUGAUUGAGGUAGCCGACUCCAAGAAGCCCUCUGCUGCCGUUGGAUGUUGGAUUGCCGCGGCACUUUACGCGUUAACGUUCAUUGGUUGCUACUCCUACAAGAAGAAGCUGAGUCGUCAAGAGAAGGCCCAGGCUGCUGCUAACUACCAGUUGGCUGAGUAG